GGGGCGGGCGGACAAGAUGGCGGACGGGGACAGCGGCAGCGAGCGCGGCGGCGGCGGCGGGUUCGGGACCGCCCGCGGCGGGGCGGGGGGGGCCGGCCCGGCCGCGGGGCCCGGCGGCGGCGGCGCGGCCGGCCCCGAGCAGGAGACGCAGGAGCUGGCGUCCAAGCGGCUGGACAUCCAGAACAAGCGCUUCUACCUGGACGUGAAGCAGAACGCCAAGGGCCGCUUCCUCAAGAUCGCCGAGGUGGGCGCGGGCGGCUCCAAGAGCCGCCUCACGCUCUCCAUGGCCGUGGCCGCCGAGUUCCGCGACUACCUGGGCGACUUCAUCGAGCACUACGCGCAGCUGGGCCCGUCCAGCCCCGAGCAGCUGGCCCAGGCCGCGGGGCCGCCGGGCGAGGACGGCGCCGGGCCCCGCCGCGCCCUCAAGAGCGAGUUCCUGGUGCGGGAGAACCGCAAGUACUACCUGGACCUGAAGGAGAACCAGCGCGGGCGCUUCCUGCGCAUCCGCCAGACCGUGAACCGCGGCCCCGGCGGCCCGGGGGGGUUCGCGGGAGGCCCCCCCGGGCUGCAGAGCGGCCAGACCAUCGCGCUGCCCGCCCAGGGCCUCAUCGAGUUCCGCGACGCCCUGGCCAAGCUCAUCGACGACUACGGCGGCGAGGAGGACGAGCUGGGCGGCCCCGGCGGCGGCGGCCCGGGCGGCGGGGGGCUCUACGGGGAGCUGCCCGAGGGCACGUCCAUCACCGUGGACUCCAAGCGCUUCUUCUUCGACGUGGGCUGCAACAAGUACGGGGUGUUCCUGCGGGUCAGCGAGGUGAAGCCGUCCUACCGCAACGCCAUCACCGUCCCCUACAAGGCCUGGGCCAAGUUCGGCGGCGCCUUCUGCCGCUACGCCGAGGAGAUGCGCGACAUCCAGGAGCGCCAGCGGGACAAGCUCUACGACCGGCGCGCCGGCCCGCCGGGACCCGGCAGCGGCAGCGGCGCCGGUGACGACUCCGACGGCGACGACGUGGACGACGACUGAGCCGAUCCCCCCAGCCCUCGACCCCGACGCCGGCCCCCCACCACCCCCCCCGAGCCCCGGGGCGAGCGGGUCCCCGAUCCCCCCUCCCAGUGACGGGGCAGAGGGGUCCCCUGACCCCCCCCCAACAGCGACGGGGCCGAGGGG
Molecule: messenger RNA, 1165 nt
Organism: Pyrgilauda ruficollis (rufous-necked snowfinch)
Lineage: Eukaryota; Metazoa; Chordata; Aves; Passeriformes; Passeridae
Gene: PURB
Product: purine rich element binding protein B
Exons: 1
Coding region: 17-1021 (334 amino acids)
Biological process (GO): regulation of transcription by RNA polymerase II
Cellular component (GO): nucleus
Molecular function (GO): DNA-binding transcription factor activity, RNA polymerase II-specific; purine-rich negative regulatory element binding; RNA polymerase II transcription regulatory region sequence-specific DNA binding
Source: RefSeq, a predicted model, not a curated record